Seminavis robusta is the source of this 1707-nucleotide messenger RNA. The record is from the annotation of a GenBank genome assembly. NCBI's taxonomy places the organism in Eukaryota, Bacillariophyta, Bacillariophyceae, Naviculales, Naviculaceae.
GCCAUCAAAUCACUCUCAUUUUUUCUCCCCAGGAGCCUUCAAUCAUCGUUCUGAAGAGUCAAAAUGAUCAUCAUGAGACGCCGCUCUUUAGGUUCAAUUUCGGAGUGCUACUCCUGGAAGAAUGCUCUCAUUGUCAGUGCACUUAUCCUCGGUGGCAUUGGGCUCUUCUUCCAGCGGGGAGGCAACAACCAAGAUCUAGGGUUCCUCCUCCAAGCACAGGGGUCUUCUCGCAUGACAUCGACGACAACGACACCAUCGAUCCGAUCAACUUCACAUGCUAACGAUCAGAAUUCGCUCUUGACUACUGACACAGCCGAUCAACUCAGCGCCGCCAAUGCCGAACGGCGGGAUUUCUACGAAGUUGCAAGCAGCACAGGGACGGACAAAGUUUGGGGACCACGACGACUCAAAGAGUGCCUUCAAGACAAUUCGAAAUGUGUUCGCCCAGACAUGAUCGCUCCCAAGUGUCGGACAGGUGCCGGCCAUUUCUAUCAUACUCUAUAUAAUCGUUGGCUGGGAGAGUAUUCCACCGACAAUGCUGAACCCUUCCAGUUCUUGGAAGUAGGAUUUUACAAUGGACGCGGUUUUGACGCUUAUAAAAAGUUCUUGCCAAGAGCUGAAACACACAGUAUGGAGAUUGCCUGUAUCGAACCUGGUCCCAGGGCAGAGGGAAAAUGGCCAUGGGGGAACUUUGCGUCCAAGAAUCCAAACUAUCAGCACUAUUUGGAUACCAAGCAGUUGCAUUGUGGAGACGCCAGUGACUAUGACUUUCUUCACAAUAUUUGGACUACGCAAAUGAAACGACCCGAUGCUCCACCGCUAAAGGUGGUGAUUGAUGAUGGAGCUCAUUUGGCACAGCACAUGGCAACAAGUCUGUUCUUUUGGUUCCCACGCAUUGAACCCGGUGGCGUGCUGAUUGUGGAGGAUAUUCAGCCCAUUGCAGAGGCUAAUAAUUUUAGAACUCACGUUCUACCACAGGUCAUGAAAGAUCUUCACUUCUGUGGAGACCCUAGAUUCCAGGACGAAAUGUGCUUUCCAACCAUUCAACCUUUGCUGCAUUCGGUCCAUUGCGAAAUGCAUAUCUGUGUUUUCGAAAGGAACGAUCAGCCUGCGGUGGAAUACAGCAAAGAGUUGAGCAUGCCUCCAAAGAAUACAUUUGAUGCAGCUUCCUGCUUGUUCUAUAAACCAGAAGCGAAGGCAAGCCUUUGAAACGCCAACUAUGACGCUUCAGUAGUUUGGAACUAUUGAGUUCGGUGCGUUACCUCUAAGUUCAUUUCUAGUACCAAGUGAUACUAGACCCCUUGUUGCAGCACUUGUAGACUUGUGGCAAGUUGACGCGUUCAACGAGACCAAACCCAUGAUAUGGAGGUGGCAGAAAUCAAUUCUAGUCCAAGGGCACAGGAAACUGUAUGUGUGCGCGCCAAUUUAUUUAAGUCAGCUUGAGGGCAGGGCCAAUACGGUAGAAGUAGUUUUGUAGGUCUCCAACAUGGCAGACUCGACUCGACUCGACUCGACUCAGCCCAUAUGGCAGGUUCACUGCGCUUCUUCUUGGCAAUCAAACACAACCUUUCUCCUCACGGCUUGUGCGGAUUGUUCUGUUUCAAACUGGAAGGCAUCCUGGAAUCUGUCAAGAGAGAAGAUCUCAAUGGGUGGGCAUUGUACUCCCUUAUCCAGUACAAGACCUGCCAACUCAUCCACCAUUUUCUU